AUGAUGUCCCUACUGAUCAAGAAAGAAAUUUUUGAGGAAGGUUUGACCCGGUUCUAUAUCGCGGAGUUGAUUUUGGCCUUGGAGAGUGUUCAUCGACUUGGCUUCAUCCACCGCAUUGGUUUUGCCUCCUUCCUUUAUGUAUUCCUAAACUGGCCCUCUCAUACUCUUACAACCGAUGGUUUCAAUGGUUGUUUCUUUUUAAUGACCCGUUUGUUACCCAGUGAUAUUAAACCGGACAACAUUCUGAUUAACCGCGAUGGGCAUAUAAAGCUGACAGAUUUUGGUCUAUGCACGAGUUUCCGCUGGACUCAUAGUUCCAAGUACUGGGAUCCCAUUUUUUCAAACCCUCAAUCCGGUGAAUCGAAUAAAGAAGAUGCAAACUCCGAUGCAUGCCAAGCGCAGGAGGCCGGCUAUGGUGACGGUGAGGGGGAUGAUGAGCUUCAUCCAAUGCAUGAUCAAACCCUUGACAGAAGGGUCAGAAGUUCUUCCAAUCGUCGCUGUGCUAGGUCGCUGGUUGGCACACCAAAUUAUAUUGCACCUGAAAUCUUGCGCCGGCAAGGCAAGUCCCGCAAAUUAACGCUUGUUUACUACACAAUCGUGGCUACUCAGCAUAUUAAAGUAGAGUAUAACCAAGCGUGUGAUUGGUGGUCAGUGGGCGUCAUACUCUAUGAGAUGCUUGUCGGCCGUCCGCCUUUUGUUGCUCAGACGGCAUUGGAUACACAGAUUCGCGUAGUUCAAUGGUCGCGCCAUCUUCGCAUUCCCGGCGAGCCACGUCUCCAUCGUGAUGCUGCCGACCUCAUUCAACGCCUCCUCUGUGACCCCGAGGACCGACUGGCCGACCCGCAGCAGUUGAAGAAGCAUCACUUCUUUGCGGAGAUUAACUGGGAAGUCCUGCCAACUCAGAAGCCUCCAUAUGUCCCUGUGGUAAGAGAUCCAGCCAACUCUUCUUCGUAUUUUGUUUUUAUGCCGUUUGUUUUCCUUUUUCUCGUUUCCGUCGGUUGA
Molecule: messenger RNA, 1002 nt
Organism: Dibothriocephalus latus
Lineage: Eukaryota; Metazoa; Platyhelminthes; Cestoda; Diphyllobothriidea; Diphyllobothriidae
Source: the annotation of a GenBank genome assembly